This is a messenger RNA of Dalotia coriaria, 1112 nucleotides long. Its product is annotated as probable ATP-dependent RNA helicase pitchoune. Gene Ontology annotation, cellular component: nucleolus. The transcript has 6 exons. Gene Ontology annotation, biological process: maturation of LSU-rRNA from tricistronic rRNA transcript (SSU-rRNA, 5.8S rRNA, LSU-rRNA). The record is from RefSeq and is a predicted model, not a curated record. Gene Ontology annotation, molecular function: ATP binding; RNA helicase activity; nucleic acid binding. NCBI's taxonomy places the organism in Eukaryota, Metazoa, Arthropoda, Insecta, Coleoptera, Staphylinidae. The annotation marks the transcript as partial.
UCUGGAAGGCAAUCUACACUGUGCGUUGUUGAAUUUUAACCACAAAUAUCUUGUUUUCGAGGUUCACGUGUUGCACGUGUUGUUGCAAAAAGUGUUGUUUCUUCAUUAUUUCAACAUUACAAUACAUUUAUUAUAACAAUUGUGUCAAAUAACAAAAUUAAUUAAUCAUGUCGCUGCCCGAGAAAGUACUGAUGAGAAAAAUUAAAAAACGUGAAAAGAGUAAGCUUAAAUUAGUUAAGCUAAAGGAAGCUGAGAAAGAAGAAAAGCAAACAAAAACAAAAACACAAACUAAUGGAGUACAUUUAGUUACUCAGGAAGAAGUAAAAGCCCAGAAAAGGUUGAAUAAAUCUGAAGAUGGACCUGCAAAAAAGAGAAAGAAAAAUAAGAAAAAGAAUGACCUUGACUUGGAAGCUGAUGAAGAUACAAGUCAAAUAGAAUCUGACAUUGAUUUAAAUGAUGAAUCUGCUGAAGAGCUUGAUGAAGAUGUGUCAGGUGUACCUGAUGAAAAGAAAGCAUUGCCUGGUUCAUCAGUGGGCUUGGAAAUCCUCAGUAACUGCACAUUUGCUUCCCUGGCAGACAAAGUGUGUGAACAAACAUUGAAAGGAAUUGAAGAUAUGGGUUUCACUACUCUCACUGAAAUCCAAGCCAGGUCCAUUCCGCCGCUAUUAGAAGGACGUGAUUUAGUUGGAGCGGCGAAAACAGGCUCUGGCAAAACAUUAGCUUUCCUUAUUCCUGCUGUUGAAUUGAUUUACAAAUUGAAAUUUAUGCCGAGAAAUGGUACAGGUGUCGUUAUUAUAUCUCCCACUAGAGAACUGUCCAUGCAGACAUUUGGUGUGCUUAAGGAAUUAAUGGCACAUCAUCAUCAUACUUAUGGUUUGGUCAUGGGUGGUGCUUCAAGACAAACAGAAGCACAAAAAUUAUCUAAAGGUAUAAAUAUUCUGGUUGCUACGCCUGGUCGUCUCCUGGAUCAUUUGCAAAACACGCCUGAUUUUCUCUACAAAAAUCUACAGUGUUUAGUCAUUGAUGAAGCUGAUCGAAUUUUGGACAUUGGAUUCGAAGAAGAAAUGAAACAGAUUAUUAAUUUACUUCCAAAACGACGUCAAACAAUGCUC